CUGACUUGGUGUAGGGCAGACAGGGUGGGGACUGGCCGGGGAAGGAGUCGUGCGCUGCUGGCCUGCGGCGGGGCCCUGUGGCGGGGCUUUGAACUGGGAGCAACGGUGAACGGAACUUUUGGAAGUAGUGCCGGCGGCUCUCCACCCCCAGUACAGAACUUGUAUGGAUCAGUUUGCUAAGGACGUGCGAGAUUUGAAGAGCUGAAAAAAGUCAGUAUUAAACCUGUUUUUUAAAAAUAUCUUCAUCCAAAUUUGCCAUUGACAAAUAAGAAAAUGAUGAGUGAUGCAAGUGACAUGUUGGCUGCGGCACUAGAGCAGAUGGAUGGUAUUAUAGCAGGUUCUAAGGCCCUGGAAUAUUCCAAUGGGAUCUUCGAUUGCCAGUCUCCCACCUCUCCAUUCAUGGGAAGUUUGCGAGCUCUACACCUUGUAGAAGAUCUUCGUGGAUUGUUAGAGAUGAUGGAAACAGAUGAGAAGGAGGGCUUGAGAUGCCAGAUUCCCGAUUCUACAGCAGAAAUGCUUAUUGAGUGGCUUCAGAGUCAAGUGACAAAUGGACACUUACCUGGGAAUGGAGAUGUAUGUCAAGAAAGGCUAGCUCGCUUAGAAAAUGAUAAAGAAUCCCUUGUUCUUCAGGUCAGUGUGUUAACAGACCAGGUGGAGGCUCAGGGAGAGAAGAUUCGAGAUUUGGAGUUUUGUCUUGAAGAGCACAGAGAGAAACUGAAUGCCACAGAAGAAAUGCUGCAGCAGGAGCUUCUGAGUAGGACAUCCUUAGAAACUCAGAAGUUGGAUCUAAUCGCUGAAAUAUCCAACUUGAAGUUAAAACUGUCAGCUGUAGAGAAGGACAGACUGGAUUAUGAAGACAGGUUUCAAGACACAGAGGGACUAAUUCAGGAGAUCAAUGAUUUAAGGUUAAAAGUCAGUGAAAUGGAUAGUGAAAGACUUCAAUAUGAAAAAAAGCUUAAGUCAACCAAAGAUGAACUGGCAUCUUUAAAAGAACAACUGGAAGAGAAGGAAUCUGAAGUAAAAAGGCUGCAAGAAAAGUUGGUUUGCAAGAUGAAAGGAGAAGGGGUUGAGAUUCUUGAUAGAGAUAUUGAAGUACAAAAGAUGAAAAAGGCUGUGGAAUCUUUAAUGGCAGCAAAUGAUGAAAAGGAUCGAAAAAUAGAAGAUCUCCGACAGUGCCUAAACAGGUAUAAGAAAAUGCAAGACACAGUGGUACUGGCCCAAGGUAAAAAAGGCAAAGAUGGUGAAUAUGAAGAUCUGCUCAAUUCCAGUUCCAUCUCUACUUUGUUGGAUGCACAGGGCUUUAGUGACAUAGAGAAAAGUCCAUCAUCUUCCCCAGUAAUGGGAUCUCCCAGUCGUGACCCAUUCAACACAAGUAUUCCAGAAGAGUUCCACACCAGCAUCUUGCAAGUUUCAGUCCCUUCAUUAUCGGCAGCAACUAUAGGAGUGGAAACUCCUGAAAAAACCAAGUUGCCUCUUAAACCAGAGACUUCAUUUGAAGAGAAUGAAGGAAAAGCAAUCCUUGGUGCUGCUAUUGAAACCCAGUUGUGUGAUGGUCUUUUAACUUCAAGUCUGCAAAAAUCCAGCAGCCUAGGCAGUCUGAAGAAGGAGACAAAAAAUGGGGAAAAGGAGUCUAUUCAGAAGCCUUCAGAGGAUAAAGCUUCAGGAGAAAGUAGCACAUUUGGGAGCCUCCCUCCCAAAGUUCCAAGACGAGAUGCCUCCGUGGAUGACAACCCCUUUGGCACUCGAAAAGCAAGAUCUUCCUUUGGCCGGGGCUUCUUUAAAAUCAAAAGUAACAAAAGGACAGCAAGUGCACCAAACUUGGCUGAAACAGAAAAGGAGACAGUGGAGCACCUAGAUCUGGCUGGGACAUCUUCUCAGCCCAGAGAUUCACAGGGAAACAGUCCUUUCCAGAUAUCUCCACCAUCUCCAGAUUCCAAAAAGAAAUCCAGAGGUAUCAUGAGACUCUUUGGAAAACUUAGGAGAAGUCAAUCGACUACGUUCAACCCAGAUGACAUGGCUGAGCCUGAAUUCAAAAGAGGAGGGACAAGGGCAACUGCAGGCCCCCGAUUGGGUUGGUCUCGAGAUUUGGGACAGUCUAACAGUGAUUUGGAUACACCAUUUGCCAAAUGGACCAAGGAGCAAGUUUGUAAUUGGCUUGCAGAACAAGGCUUGGGAUCCUACCUGAAUUCUGGCAAGCACUGGAUUGAGUCUGGUCAAACACUUUUGCAGGCUUCUCAGCAAGAUCUAGAGAAGGAACUUGGAAUCAAGCAUUCACUUCAUCGAAAGAAAUUCCAGCUGGCACUGCAAGCUCUAGGAUCCGAGGAAGAAACCAAUCAUGGGAAGCUGGAUUUCAACUGGGUCACUAGAUGGUUGGAUGAUAUUGGCCUCCCCCAGUAUAAGACCCAGUUUGAUGAAGGACGGGUGGAUGGUCGAAUGCUACAUUACAUGACAGUUGAUGACUUACUGUCUUUGAAGGUUGUGAGUGUGCUGCACCACCUCAGUAUCAAAAGAGCCAUUCAGGUCCUGAGGAUCAAUAACUUUGAACCAAAUUGCCUACGAAGACGACCAUCUGAUGAGAGUAGCAUCACCCCAUCUGAGGUUCAGCAAUGGACCAAUCAUCGAGUGAUGGAGUGGCUGCGCUCUGUGGAUCUGGCAGAAUAUGCUCCCAAUCUCAGAGGCAGUGGUGUCCAUGGUGGGCUCAUGGUUCUAGAACCUCGUUUUAAUGUAGAAACAAUGGCGCAGUUAUUAAAUAUUCCACCAAAUAAGACACUGUUGCGAAGACAUUUGGCCACUCAUUUUAAUCUCCUAAUCGGUGCUGAGGCCCAACAUCAGAAGCGAGAUGCCAUGGAGUUACCAGAUUAUGUACUUUUAACAGCUACUGCCAAAGUGAAGCCAAAGAAACUUACCUUCAGCAAUUUUGGGAAUCUGAGAAAAAAGAAACAGGAAGAUGGAGAAGAAUAUGUUUGUCCAAUGGAAUUGGGACAGGUAUCAGGAAGUGCCACUAAGAAGGGGUUUAAACCUGGUUUGGAUAUGCGCCUAUAUGAUGAAGACGACUUAGAUCGGUUAGAGCUGGAAGAUUCGGAAGGGACAGUGAGACAAAUAGGGGCAUUCUCUGAAGGCAUCAACAAUCUCACACACAUGUUGAAGGAAGAUGACAUGUUUAAAGAUUUUGCUGCCCGCUCUCCCAGUGCCAGCAUUACAGACGAAGAUUCAAACGUUUGACCUGGAUGAGCAAAGUGGAAAUGGACAACAGGAGAAUUGUGCCUAUUCAGAAUUUGCCACAAAAAAUGAGACACUGGUGAAUGAGAGUAUAAUUUUUGUUCCUCUAUUUAAUGUAAAAAUCCAUGAUGUAUUGUAUUUAAAGUGUUGCACUUAAGAUGAGUAUUUUAUGUUUCCAUUCACAUCCCAGCAUGGAGGAUUGGGGGAGCAGUAACCAGGGUGUGAAUGACUUUGACACAUCAUUGCUCACUGCAGCCAUCUAAGCAGGACACUCUGUGCUCAGAGGCAGUGUAUGGAAUUUUGUGUGCCCACUGAAUGCCAGCUACACCUCCACUUGCCUCUUAUCUUAUUUUUAUAUAUUUUUCUAAAUAUAUGUAUAUAUAUAUAUAUAUAUAUAUAUAUAUAGUACAUAGAAAAUAGAACUUUUAUUUUGUGACAUAAGGAAGAUAAUGGCAAGAUCACAUUGAAAAUAAAAACAAAAUCAGAUAAAAACAAAACAUAGUGAUCUAAAUUUUCAUGUUCCAGAUGGUCCUUAAGAGAUUUUUCUUUCUUCACAGCUGAACUUUUUAACAAAGUUUAUCUUUCAGGCUAAAUUAACAUACAUGAAAUAGCCUUUUUAAUGGCACCACAGAAUUGUAGAGCAAUCUAUUUUGAUUUUAAUCUUGGAUCCAUUUACCUUACAAGGAAGAACUCAAGGGACAUUAAUAUACCAUUAACUUGAAUAUAUUCAUAAACAUUCACACAGACCCCUCUCAAAAUUGGUAGAGGUAAUUUCUAAAGAAAUCAAAAAUAAAACAAAAACUUUAUAGUGUUUUUUAUUUUCUUCUUUGUUACAUACAUCAUUACAUCAAAGUACUAACAGUCUACCUAGAUAAUGGUAUGUUUCUCAGGCCAUCAAUAAAUGGAGCUUCAUUUCAUUUCAAUCAGAUUCAAAAAUUCUGAGGCUGCAAAACUAAUUAUAUAAUGGCUAUUUCCUUACAUAAAAUGUAGUUCCUGUUUUUCUAUAACACAAAACUCAAAUUUUCUUUAUUUAAAAAAAAUAGUUGCAGCAAAAACUGUACUAUUCGUGUUUUUUAUGGGGUAUUAGAAAAAAAUCUAUUUUUCAUUCAGUGCUACAUAUGCUUAUGAUGGUCAACUGUGGAAAGGAUGGGUGUUCACAAGAUGGAAUGAGGUGGGCAGUUCAGUCAAUGUGAGUGAACUUGUUUAUAAACUCUAUUUGAAUAUCAGUGGUGUUAUAUUUUAUAUUGUCAGCAAGUUACCAAGCUAUUCAUCAAGGAACUUAUAACAUAGAUUACUAUUUAUUCAUAAAUGAAAGGAUUUGAUGCUAUGGGAUUUCCUUUGAACUUUUUAUCAUUCAUUACUUGGUAACUAUAUUGGACUCUUCCUGUAUUUGGAUUUUAUUUUAAUAUGAAUAUAUGUCACCAUUUGAAAAACUCUAUUUGUUAUUAGAAACUGGUUGAAAAUACCAGAAGACUGUUAAAAAAUGCCAAAUUUUCUUUAUUAGAACAAUAUAACAUAAUAUUUGAUAAGAUUAAAAUUUUUUCAAUGAUAUAUUUUAUUUGCAAAAUAUUAUACACAAUACUUAAUUGCCUAAUGCCUUUAUUAUCAUUGUUUAAUUUUUACCUGGUUCAAAAUAACAGAUGGGCUUGGUUUCUGGUAUCGAAAAUAGUAACAAACUCUUUCUCAUUGGUAAACAUCCAUAAAUUUGUUUAAGUGGA
Marmota monax (woodchuck) is the source of this 4937-nucleotide messenger RNA. Its product is annotated as liprin-beta-1-like. Lineage: Eukaryota; Metazoa; Chordata; Mammalia; Rodentia; Sciuridae. Gene Ontology annotation, molecular function: protein binding. The record is from RefSeq and is a predicted model, not a curated record. Gene Ontology annotation, cellular component: presynaptic active zone. Gene Ontology annotation, biological process: neuromuscular junction development.